Molecule: messenger RNA, 1758 nt
Organism: Oppia nitens
Lineage: Eukaryota; Metazoa; Arthropoda; Arachnida; Sarcoptiformes; Oppiidae
Product: cytochrome P450 3A8-like
Exons: 7
Coding region: 156-1694 (512 amino acids)
Molecular function (GO): iron ion binding; monooxygenase activity; oxidoreductase activity, acting on paired donors, with incorporation or reduction of molecular oxygen
Source: RefSeq, a predicted model, not a curated record
UUGAAUCAAAUCUAUUAAUUCAAUGGACUAGUAUUUUAUUAGUUAUUUUAUUAAGUUUUUACGCAAUUUAUAGAUAUUAUCUGUCAAAAUGUAAUUAUUGGGAGACACAAGGCGUCCAAACAGUAUCGGUUGGGCUAUGGACUCGGUUAACAAAAAUGGCGCACAAUUGGGAACAGGAUUUGUACCGUCGGUACGGCAAAUGUUUCGGUGUCUAUGAGCUAACAGUUCCGGUACUCUAUGUGUCGGAUCCGGUAGUGAUUCGCGACGUUUUGAUCAAAGAUUUUCAUUGUUUUGUAAACAAAAGGUCAUUUACCAACAAUACUGAUCCAGUGAUGGACAAUAUGCUCGACAAUCUUAUGGGACACAACUGGAAGAGAGUCCGAUCGAUAAUAUCGCCGACAUUUACCAACAGUAAACUAAAACUAAUGAUACCAUUGAUUAAGGAAUGUCUGCAAACAAUGGACAAGAAUCUCGAGAGAGUGGCCGCCGACGCCGCCACUGCCGACGGGUCAUCACAACUACCCUUACUUGAGACUGAUAUCAAACAAUUGUUUGGCGCCUACAGUAUGGAAGUCAUCAUUCAGGUUGCCUUCGGUGUCAAAGUUGACGUAAUGAUCGAUGAGGACAACCCUAUCAUACGAAAUAUACGGACAUUUUUCGCCCGUGAUCUUAGUCUACGAUAUUAUAUCCUAUUUCUACCGGAAUCGCUGGUCAAAUGGUUGAAACUGGAAAUUUUCGACCGAAAUGUUACCAAAUUUUUCCAAGACUUUACACUUAAACUGAUUGAUGACUAUCGCCGACAACAACAACAACAACUGAAGACUGGAGUCAAUGGUAAUCAACAAAAACGGAUCUACUUUUUGCAGUUAAUGUUAGACUCGAUGUCAUCAACCGAAACAACGACCGACGAUAAAGUAGAUGUUAUUACCGAUGAAGAAGACGAAGACAUUACUGAUGGCUCAGUCAAUAAUCAGGAAGAAUAUGAAGAGUUGUUUUCGUCGUCGUUGUCGUCGUCGACGAAAUCGAUGAACACGUCUAACAAAAGUAUAUCAAUUGAUGAACUAAUAUCUCAAUCGGUAUUUUUGUUUAUUGCCGGUUACGAGACAACUGCCUCAACACUAUCGAUAGUAUCGUAUUUGUUGGCCAAGAAUCCCGUAGUUCAGGAAAAAUUGUUUGAAGAAGUCGAUGACUAUUUCAUACAUAACAGUCAGAAAGACGUCGACUACGAUAUAUUACGUUCGCUAAAAUACUUGGACGCAGUUAUCAAAGAAUCGAUUAGAUUGUAUCCGAACUCACCGUUUAUCGAACGAGAAGCCAACACUGACUAUACGUUGAGCACUGGUAUCCAAAUAAAAACCGGUCAACAAAUUCAUAUACCUAUCUAUGCUAUACAUCGAGAUGAUGAUAACUUUCCCCGAGCCGACCAGUUUAUACCCGACAGGUUUCUGGAUGAUAACGAUAUACAGCAGCCGCACAAUCCGUACGUCUAUUUGCCGUUUGGUAUCGGACCGCGAAACUGUUUGGGCAAACGAUUGGUCGAUUUGAUAAGCAAACUAUCGCUGGCCAAUGCCGUACAUAAGUACCGGUUCAUCGACACUGGGAAACCAAUGGAAUUUUAUGAAAAUUUGCUUCUAAUGGCACCUAAAAAAGUUAUGGUUAGUGUUGAGAAACGGGAGGUUAAAAAACAUCAAUGAGUGCUAAAAAUAAAAUAAUAAUUAUUAUUGAAUUUUUUUUCAAACAAUUUAAUUAAAUUUUAAU